UGCUGCUCUCUUUGUAUUUGGCAGUACUGUCUGGGGCGACAACAAAGGACGGACGCCUACUGUAAUUUCACUUGUUUUGAGCCUGCAGAAGGCUCAGUAAGACACUUCAUGGUCGUCUGCAGUCGGUUUUUCGUGUUGUGCAUUCAGUGCUCGGUCAAAUCCCGCCGACGUUGUUUGAGUUCAGAUUGUUUUCGAUGGUUAUCGAUUUUCAGCUGAAUUCCCAUCUGACUACACUGGCCAGUAUCCACAAGAUCCAUCACACCUUACACCGGCUGAAUCUGACCGAAGACGUUGGACAGGACAGCCACCCGUCAGCUUGCUGCUCUAGAGCCAUGCCGCCGAGAAAAAAGAGGAGACCUUCUGCCGGAGAUGACUUGUCAGCCAAGAAAAGUCGCCAAGACAGCAUUUUCAGAAAACACGAGACGUCGCAGAUCCGGGAGGAGGAGACGUUUUCCAGUAAAAGAUGUUUGGAGUGGUUCUAUGAGUAUGCAGGUUGUGACGACGUCGUGGGUCCAGAGGGCAUAGAGAAGUUCUGCGAGGACAUUGGAGUAGAGCCAGAGAAUGUGGUGAUGCUAGUUCUAGCUUGGAAGCUGGAGGCUCAGAGUAUGGGGUACUUCACUCUUCAGGAGUGGCUAAGAGGCAUGGGCUCACUGCAGUGCGAUUCCACUGAGAGACUGAGGAAUUCGCUCGACUACCUGAGAUCUGUCCUGAGCGACAGCACCAGUUUUAAGCUCAUCUACAGAUACGCCUUUGAUUUCGCUCGGGAAAAAGAUCAGAGGAGUCUGGACUUGAACACAGCAAAGUGCAUGCUGGGGCUUCUCCUGGGGAAAACAUGGCCUCUGUUUCCUGUGUUUAAUCAGUUUUUAGAGCAAUCCAAGUACAAAGUCAUCAACAAAGACCAGUGGUGCAAUGUUUUAGAGUUCAGCAGGACAAUCAACCUGGACCUUAGUAACUAUGAUGAAGAUGGUGCCUGGCCUGUUUUGCUGGAUGAGUUUGUGGAAUGGUACAAGGAAAGACAGAUGUCAUAGCUGCAGAUGAGGGGUGAGAGGGUGAAUGGAAGGAAAAAAAAAGUUUAACUGUGACCACAACUACUCUUGAGCAUAAACAACCAAUAAGCAAAACACAACAAAAUCGGUAAGGCAGUGACAGUUGGUGCCUCCUGGUUAAAAGAAGGGGUUCGGGCUGUGGGUGGGUGGGUAAGUGGGUGGUUUGGGGGUUUUGCUGCCUUCCAACUCCCCGUUCGGAGGAGCGCUGUCCUUGUAGAGUUAUGCUCCCUAUGGAAGUUGCAUUGUGGGGUGGAUCCCCGUUCCCGAACCCCACCGAGUGGCGUUGCUCUCUGUCACUGUGACGUCUCAUAUUGUUGUCUGUGUUGGGAUGACACGGUAUCUGUCGUACGCUGACGGUGGAAACAAAAUGGCGUAGUCAGCGCAGGGAAACCAACCAUUCGCGUUGCGUUAAGAGUCUCAACUGGGAUCACUCGGAAACCCCCUAGGCACACUCGAGUAUUAAAAGACCCGUGCAAUGAAAUUCGACCUGAGCUCCUCGGGACGGAUGGCACUAACUACUGUUUGUUUAGUUUAGUAGUUCUCCUAAAAAGCACACUGUGUCAAAGGGUUGACUGCAGGUUUCUGAUGCCUGCGCCGUUUACUAUUAAGAAAAAGCCAGUUCGUUCUUUCCCUCCAUUUUUUUUUUCCUCCUUUGUCCCUCCUCCUGUUUUUGCUGAUAACUUUCUGCUAGCCCCCAUGCAAAGACUUCAGACCUCAUAACACCAAACGAAUCAGCAUUGCUGCUUACCAACUCACUACAGUGCAACCGUGAGCCACCAGUGCUCUGCUCUGCAUUCAUUGGUCUAUCGACCGGUUUAUGUCUCUACGCUGCGUAGAUAAGAGUAUUACUGUGCCUCAAACAUGGAAAGUCGCAUUGUGUGUCCCGCACAGAUACCAACAAACCCUACCAUUUCUACAUGUGACUCUACGGUGCCUUUCAAAAGUAUUCAUACCUCUUACUUUUUUUUCCACCCAAAGUUUGUUGCAAAACAAACACAAACUUCUACGCAUUUCGUUGGGAUUUAAUGUAGUGGACCGACACAAAGCAGUGCUUUGUUCUGAAGCAGAAGGAAAAUUAUGCAUAAAAAAAUUUGAAAAUUGGACCAUGUAUUUAUAUUCAACCCCCCUGAAUUAGUCCUGCUUACAACUACUUUUCACAGCGUUAUAGUUGUAAUUUUAUUUUUUUUGGUUUGUUUUGGUUCUUUAAGUCUACUAGUUGUGUUAAUUUGAAGUUUUUUUUUGUUUUUUUUUUUUGCAGACUCCAACCGAUUUUCUUGCUGUGUUUUGCUAAUUUAGUAGUUUGCCUAUCAACUCCAUUUCUGAAAAGAACAGUAUUACCACAGCAUAAUCCUGCCACCACCAUAAAUAACGGUGGGGAUGAUGAAGUGGGAAAUAUGCAGUGUCAGUUUUCCGUAACAGGGUUUUUUCCCCCCUGUUGGUUAGAAAGUCAAAUUAUGGACUCAUCUGACCUGAGUUUACUGUAUCUUAUGGUAAAUGCCACUUCUGAAGACUUCUUUAAUGCAUUUCCUUUGACCAUUCAUACCGUACUUGAGGGUCAGAUUUGUGGAGUCUUAGUUUAGUCAUUCAGUUUUCUGCACCUUCUUCUGCUUAUCCAGCUGUUGUCUGUUUGGAUAGACAAACAGACAACAUCAUCUUACAUUUUAAGAUGAAUACUCUGAACGAUGUUCCAAGCUCAGGAUGUCGACUUUGCUUUAAAUCCUUGUCUGAAUUUGUUAUUUAAUAAAAUAAGUUGGUUUUUUUUUUCAGACUAUUUUAAUUAGAAUAUAUUAAUUUGAAUAUAGCAUGUACCUGAUGUAGGUAUUUAGUAAAUGAGCUAUAUUGGAAAUGAUUUAGAAUGAGUGUGGCCACUAGAGAACAGAAAAGUGCUUCCAGUGUAAUUUAAUAUGCAAUAGUGGUACGCAUACACCACCUUGUGUCCAUUGUGGUUAAACAUCUUUACUACUUUCUCCGUGGCCUGUCUGCUCUGUUCCUUGGUCUUUAUAGAGUUUUCUGCUUUUUUUUCCCCCAGAGUAAAUGGGACCUGAUACAAACACACCACACAACUCUCAAUUUAGGAUAAAAACAA
Molecule: messenger RNA, 3132 nt
Organism: Poecilia reticulata (guppy)
Lineage: Eukaryota; Metazoa; Chordata; Actinopteri; Cyprinodontiformes; Poeciliidae
Gene: dcun1d4
Product: DCN1, defective in cullin neddylation 1, domain containing 4 (S. cerevisiae)
Biological process (GO): protein neddylation
Cellular component (GO): ubiquitin ligase complex
Molecular function (GO): cullin family protein binding; ubiquitin-like protein binding; ubiquitin conjugating enzyme binding
Source: RefSeq, a predicted model, not a curated record